Dermatophagoides farinae (American house dust mite) is the source of this 6241-nucleotide messenger RNA. Lineage: Eukaryota; Metazoa; Arthropoda; Arachnida; Sarcoptiformes; Pyroglyphidae. The record is from RefSeq and is a predicted model, not a curated record.
UAUUUUUUUUUUGUUUUGUUUUUCAUAUUCACAAAAUGAAAACAAUUUAAAACAUGAAUAUUUGUAAAGAACGUAUCAAUAAUCGUACCAAAUCAUUAAGAAAAAAAUUUAGCCGUAAUCGUAGCUAUUCAGAAUUAUCAUUUAAAGAUGUAACAUCACCAUCAUCUACAUCAACGGCUGCUGCUGGUGGUGGUGGUGGUACAACAAUCGCAGCAAUAUCAGCUGCAACGUUAACGGCGCCAAAUACAUCAUCACAAUCAUUACGAAGUCCAUUUCAUUUGUUGUCGAAAAAAACAUCUACAUCAUCAUCGGUCAUUAUACCACAGCCACCUGCAUCAGCUGGACCAAUUAUCCAAUAUCAACAAUUACAGAAUGAAUCAUAUGGUUCUGCAUUUGAUCUUAACAUAGGACCAGGUUCACCAACAAUUGAUCCUAUUGGUCGUAUCGAUACGAUUGGAAGACCAUUUUCAUGGCAACAUGAUGUUGCCAUUCAAUGUGAUCUAAUACCUGCACCACAAUUGUUUAUUGGAACAUCAGAUGUGAAAAAAUCUACAAAGAAAAAUCUAUCUUCAUCCAUAUCACAUUCGGCAACAACAACAUUAAUUAAUGUUGCUGCAGCAAAACUUCGAAAUAUUACUGAUCAUCAUAGCUAUGGUGGUGGAUUAAAUCAAUCAUCAACAUUGAUGACAACAUCAGAAAAAACAACAGGAAACGGAACCACCGGCGGCGGUGGAUGUGUUGGUCGAUUCUGGAAAAGUACAAUGAGUGUAACAUUUCAUCCACAGAAUAGUGGCCCAUCAAGUCCAUUUACAUUAUCAGCAGCGGCAUUAAAUGGAAAAAAAUCAACGUUUCAUUGGACGGCAAGUGUACGACGACGACAACGUCGUACGCCAAUAUUAAAACGUGCAGCAUCAUUCAACGAUAAUUCUGGUAUGGGUGAAUAUGCUCGUUUAGUACAAAGUACAUCAUCACCAUCAUCACCAGAAUUAAUUCAUAGUGGUGAUUAUCUAUCUACGGAUAUUGUAGGAUUAAGUACAACUUCACAGCCAAAAUUGAUCCGUCCAACGGCUUUAUUAAGUGCAAGUGCUGCAAUGACGGCCACAGCAACAGCAUAUCCACAUUUAGCUACGGUUAAAUCCAUCAAAACCGAAACACCAUCUACAUCAUCGAUAAAUCAUCGACGUAAUAAGCAAAUAUUUUCAGCUCCAGAUUCAUUCGAUGAUUCAACUGUCGAUGAUGAUGAUGAUAAUGAUAAUGAUGUUGAUACCGAUACGAAUAUCGUGAUUCUUGAUAAUAGUAAUCAAAAACGACAAAAACGUAUUAGUGAUCGACGAAAUCUAUCGAAAUCAUCACAUUAUCAUAACGAUGAACAUUAUUAUGUUGAUGAUGAUGAUUAUGAACAACGGAAUCGUUCCGGUGACAAUGAGCUUUAUAAUUUUGACACUAAAAACAGACUUUUGAACAUAUCACUUGAAGCAUCAAGCCAACAGGAACAAAAAAUGGCCAUGAAACCAUUUCUAUUAGAUCUGCCAAAAAAUAGUGGAUCAAAUAAUGGUUUAGGUACAGGUGCCGGUAACGGUAGCUGUGUUGGAAGCGGUCUCCAAGUACCGGGUGGUUCUACCGCACAUUCAUAUCUAAAUCUACCAUCACCAAAUAUCCAGUCAGAGAUUCAAGAUGUAAAUCCAGUUUUAAGAAAAUUAUCCGUUUUAAGUAAACAACCGGAAUUAAUUCUACAACAACAUAAUCAUCAUCAUCAUCAUCAUCAUCAUCAUCAACAACAACAACAACAACAGCAACAGCAGCAGCAACAACAAUCAUCUGGACAAUAUGGCCAACAACAACAAAAUUAUCAUCAUCAUUCGAAUGAAAAUAAUCGUAAAGGUGGAAAAAGUCGAAAAUCUUGUGAUUCACAAAUAGAUGAUGAUUAUCUUCUCUAUGAUUAUGAUGAUACGGAAUUAAUGGCACCAGAUGAACAGCCAUCAGUUGAAGAGCUACAACGACGACGUCGUCGUCGAGCACUUGUACCACCGAAAUUAAUUACUGAUGGUCCGUCUAUCGAUGAUGAUGAUGCAGGAUCGGAUAAAUCUAUUACAAAUUCUGCAACAAAUGAUGAUCCUCGAGAUGAUGAUGAUAAUAAUUUCGGUGAACGAUCACCACCAAUCAAUAAUAACCAAUCUUCAAAAUGUGGAAUCUCAAUCAUUGAUACACCAGUCGCCAAUUAUAACAAAAAUUCUGGACGAAAUUCAUUGCCAAGUUUUAAUGUAGAAAUAACCGGUUGUAGUGGUCCAACCUCAUCAUCGAUAGGUGUGGAACAAACAUCUGAUGGAUCAGUAUCGGAUCAUCCUGAUUCUGGUGAUGAUUGUUGUAAACGAAAACCAACAUCAACUAUGAUUGGUGAUGAUGGUGGUGUUGAUGGCCGUAAAUCACCACGUAGUGAUGAACAUUCAUCACCACCAAGUUCAAGUUCAAGUAAUUUACUUGGUGUUAAUCUUCAUAGCCCUUCAAAUAAGAAUCGUCGUCGUUCAUCAGUUGUGGUUAUACCACCGAUGCAAAUAUGUCCUGGUGAUCUACUUGUCUAUAGUAAAGUAUUGACACAACGUGCCAAUAUGAUUGCUGAAGGUGGUGGCCUUGCAUCGAGCUUAUUAAGUGAACACGAUAACCGUAAAUCACAUAAAAAUACCUGGUCUUUAUUACGGUUGUGUGUUCAGUUUGACAGGUCAGGAAGCCGAUCAAAAGCUGAUCAAAUUCUUUGUGGCCUUGAAGAAUUUCUAUCCAAUCUUCCGCCAUCAAAUUCAUUUUUUGAUGAAUCAAUGCUUCGUUAUCGUGCUAUAUCAUGGUAUGAAUUUCAAUCAAGAUUAGAAAAACGUCGAACAUCGAAUGAUGGUUCAACAUCUUCAGCUGUAUCGUUGAUCAAUGCCGUAUCGAUUGGCCAAGCUAAUCAGCAUCAAUUUCAUUCAAGAUUUAUUGAUAAUUCUCGUCAUAGUUCAUUACAAUCGAAUGCAUUGGAUACGAUAGCUAUCAAUUGUCCAAUAUGUCAUCGUACACAGAAUGUAGUUGUUAUGGCAAUUCAACCAUCACAACCACAGCCACAACCACAACCACCUGUACCGAAUGUUCAGACACAGGUAGCUCCAGGAUUAAUGCCAAUCAAUAUGCAACAGAAAGCGGCAUCAUACAGUGUUGAUCGUUUAUUAAUGCAAAAUAAUGACUCCAACGCAACAACAACAACAACAACAAAUAAUGCCAAAUAUGAAGUACAAAGUGCCAAAUAUUAUCAACGUACUGAUUCUGUUUCCACUGAACAAGAAGUGGAAAGCAUUGUGGAUUUUGAAAUUGCUGAUAAUCCUACGGCAGAUCAAACACAACAACAACCACAGCCGCCAUCUAAUGCCAGAUCUCAACAACCAAAUAAUUCAGUUAAUGUUACCACCGACAUCUAUGGACCGGGUCCACCACCAGAACCAUCACAAUUUUGUCGUGAUUGUUUUCAACAAUUUAAAAGAGAAAAACGUCGUAGAGAAGCAUUGUGGGAAUUAUUUCAAAGUGAACUAUUAUUUCUUGUUGAUCAUUUAAUUGUAUUGAAGAAUGUAUUUAUGGAACCAUUGAAAAAUAUCCAAGUAGAAGGUUAUGCAAUGUUUGCCGAACCUGAAGUAUUAUUUGGUAAUCUUGAUGAAUUAUGUUUAGUUACAUAUGCAUUCUGUAAAGAAUUUCUAAAUCUUCUUAUACAACAAGAAUCAUCCGGUGAUGGUGUACAAGUGACAAAUAUAUUGAAUAAAUUAUAUCUGAAAAAUAAUCGUUCUUCAUCAUCGGCUCAAGCUUAUCAUCGUUAUACGUUGAACUAUAUAAAUGCAUUACAAUAUCUGGAAACAUUACGAAGACAAUUAGAAUUUACAGAAUUCGAAAAGUGGUGCAAUCGUGAUCCACGAUGUAAAAAACUUCAAUUAACCGAUCUAUUAGUCACACCUGUACAGCAUGUAAUGCGUGUUCCAUUAUUGUUGAAAGAGAUUGAGAACAAAACUCAUCAACCGGAUGAAAAACGUAUUAUACAAUCAAUUAUUGAACAACAAGAACAUAGCCUUCGUGAAUUGGAUGAUAAGAUGCGUUGGUUAAAGAAUUUUGAACGUUUAUUGGAAAUUCAGCGUAAUAUUUUAUGGCCAUCCGUCCUCGAUAUGGAUCCAAAAGUUUUUGUACCGGAAUUUUUGAAAAGUUUUCUACAAAAACAGCCAUGUGAACGAUUGAUUGUUAGCCCUAGGCGACAAAUUGUAUUGGAAGGACCAUUGAUGGUGAUGGAUAGUGGUAAACCGAUAGAAAUGUAUGUCUUCCUAUUCGAUGAUUUAUUACUAAUUACUAGACGAAAAAAAGGUCUUGGUAAAAAGCAAUCAACCUUGACCGAACGUUGGGUCACUAAUUGUAGUGGCCGUACAUCCAGUUAUAGUUCAGUAGGUGGAUCAGGUGGUGGUUCUGGUAUGGGUGUUUCAAAUCCAUCUGCCACGGUUGUUGCAACAACAAUGGUAACCGGUGCUGGUACCAGUACCAGUAUUAGUGGUAGUAAUGUAGUAACCGCUGCAGUAUCCACUGUUCCUGGUACUGGUUCCAUAUCGACAACAGCGGUUGCAGGUGCUGGUACUGUUGUCACAUCUGCAGCGGUUGGAGGUCAUGUUACAUCUGGCAGUUUAGCUGGCGGUGGUGGUCAUCAUGGAUCAUCAUCUGGUCAUCAUGUAAUAACUACAACAACGGCAAGCGCCGGUUCAAUUACACAGACUGGUGUAAAUCUAAUGACAUUACAUGGUGAACCACAUCAUGGUCCAUUGACUGGUGGUCCAUCAUCGAUUAGUGGUGGUGUUGGUGGCAGCAGUAGUAGUGCUGCCUGUUUUAAAUAUGUGGUCUAUAAACAGCCAUUAUCUUUGGAUCGAUUCUACAUACAUGAUGUACCUGGAUCGGAUGGAAGUGGUGGUGGUAGCGGUGGUGGUGGCAGCAGCAGUAGCAAUUUGAAAAAUGCAUUUGUCUUGGUUUGUUUGAAUCGAUUUCAACAGGUCAUCACUGUUCAUACAUUUCAAGCGGCAAGCGAAUCGGCCAAACAUACCUGGCUAUCCAAAUUACGUAGUACCUGUGAUCGUUGGAAACGUACAUUACAAAGUAGUUGUGUAUUUCGUGCACAACAGCAACAACAAUCUAAUACUGCUACCAAAAGUGGUAGUGGUGGUGGUGGUGGUGGUGGUGGUGGUGGUGCUACUGGUAAUGAAUCGCAAAAAUCUUCCUCUUCCCGUCGACAGACACAAACAAAAAAUGAUUCAGAAUCCAAACCGACAACAUCCGUCCAUCAUCAGCAGCCUAAGAAUAAACGAGUAACAGAAAUGGUACAUCAUCAUCAAGGACAUCAACAGCUAUCGAGAAGUCCAUCCAAUCCACCAACACGAACAUCAUUAUCAGCAAUAAAUUUUUCAGAAAAUUCAAACCAAAAACCAAUUAAAACAACAACCACUAAUGAUUGUGGUGAUAAACGAAUGAGUAUCGAUAGUAUCAAUAGUGUUGAAGCAUCAGUUAGUUAUCAGAUUGAUGAUAGUCAAUUAACAGCAACGACAUUCACCUGACAAAAAAAAAACAAUUAAUAGCCAAAUCUUUAUUCUAUCAUUCACACAACAAUUAAAUCUUGAUGCUUCAUCACUAUAUUCGAUCACAACCAAUACCUCUUCCUUUCAUCAUCAUCAUCAUCAUCAUUAUCAUUAUCAUCAUCAUCCUUUUUCCAAAUUUAUUUCGUACAGAGAUUAUUAUUCUUGUUCUUUUUUUUCCCUUUCUAUUUUGAUAAAUCUACUAUUAUCACUUCUACUAUUUUCCUACUUUUAAUAAUUUACAUAAUCAAUAACCAAACACCAACAACAACAACAACAAAACAAUGAUCAUUAUCACUCUAUUUGAUUUUAUUUAUUUAUUAUUGAAUCCUACUACUUUCCCAUACACAUACACACACACAUAUUUAACUAAUUCUAUAUAUUAUCUACCUUAAAUUACCAAUGAAUCUAUCUAAAACCAUUCUAACUUAUUAUGCACAUCAUGACCUUACGAAAAAAAAACCUCUAAACAAAGAUAAAAACGAACAAACUGAUAAAAAACAAAUAAAAAAAAAUGAUGAAAAGCGAAGCACACACACACACAAACAAACAAAAUGAGCAAUGUGAAUCUGGUCAAAAUUUAUGAUUUAAUAUAUCAGCGCUUCCUAAACGUUGUGGUUGGCGGGUGAAAU